UAACCUUGUGACUAGUUGUGACAAUGUCUUCAAGAUACAGGGUUUUUUGGCGGCGACUUAUGCAAAUUAAAGUUUAUUACAGAGUGCCACCUCGUCCACUUUUCAAAGUUCCACAAAGUAUAUCGAUACCUUGUUCUCUUGGAUUUUCAUUAUUAACACUCAUUGGCCUUGAAAAGAAAUUAACUGCUGAAGAUGAAUUAAUAUUAACAAUAAAACAUUGUGUUCUGUUUAUUCAAAGAGGUGAUUACGAUAAAGCAGAACAACUUCUUCAUGUUGCUUUAAAGCAAGCACAACAAAUACAACAUCAGUUAGGUAUAACAUAUAUUUAUGAUGUAAUGGCUAAUUUAGCACUUGAAAGAGAACAAUAUGAUAAGGCUAAGCAGUUAUUUAUAGCAGUCUCACAGAGGAUUAUGGCUGAUGGAGCAACUGAAGAUGACCUUCGUGUCAUUCAUAUGAGUAUUAAGUUAGCAAGAAUAAGUCACAUGAAGAAAGAUUACACGACAGCUCAGUUAGGGUACGAUUGGUGCUUGGAAAAACUUAAGAGUGAAUUUUCGAAAGAUCCCUCCGAAGAAAAUAAGAUGUUACUAGCAAUGGCUGAAGACUGGUAUGGUCGUUUAUUUUUAGAAUGUAAUAAAUAUGAACUAGGUUACAAUUACAUGCAAAGUGCUUACAAUAGGAUGAUUACUAUCAAAGAUGUUGAUAAAGAACAUUUAGUGAUACAGUUAAAUGAUCUUGGUACUGUAUGUGAUAAAAUAGGCAAAGUUGAUGAGAGUAUUGAUUAUUUCACUAAAGCAAUUGAUCUGGGUAAACAAAUACCAGAUAAGUCAGAUUUAGGUGUAUUCUAUGUUAAUCUAGGUAGAGCAUACAUUAAGAAGAAUAUGUUAGAUAUUGCACGGAAAAAUUGUGGAUAUGGAUGGAAACUGGGAGUGAUGAUGAAAAACAAGAAUGUCAAACAUGAAGCAGAAGCGUGUAUAGAAGAAAUAAAAAACAACUCUUGAACAUGUUAGAUUUUUAUUUUAUUGUUUAUCACAAAUGAAAUGCUAAUAAAAGCAAUAUAUGUGGUACCCUGUAAUCAUACAAACAGUUCUGGCUGUAUUUAACAAGGACAUUUCAGGGGAUUAUUAUGAACAUUAAUGCACAUAAUAAAUGUAUGUACAAUAUAACUAA
Melitaea cinxia (Glanville fritillary) is the source of this 1167-nucleotide messenger RNA. RefSeq names its product tetratricopeptide repeat protein 19 homolog, mitochondrial (gene Ttc19). Gene Ontology annotation, biological process: mitochondrial respiratory chain complex III assembly. Gene Ontology annotation, molecular function: protein binding. The transcript has a single exon. Gene Ontology annotation, cellular component: mitochondrial inner membrane. Lineage: Eukaryota; Metazoa; Arthropoda; Insecta; Lepidoptera; Nymphalidae. The record is from RefSeq and is a predicted model, not a curated record. The coding region runs from base 24 to 998 and encodes 324 amino acids.